UGUUCAUGUUUAACCUCAAAUCAUGUUUGGCCGCUGUUUGUGGAAAGUUUUCUGAAUAAGCCUUGGACUUUCUGAAUGUCAUUCUCCCACACACUCAUUGAACUUGUGACGGUGUUUGGCAAGGUUUUUGUCAGUUAGCCUACCUAGUAAAAGCUUACCUGUGGCAGCGCGCAUACUCUCUGCCUGGCCGGUUUCUGUUUGUGGAAGGAGGGAUCCCUACAGUCAGCGUACUAGAACUCUUCGAUACAAGGGAGCGAAAUCAUUUUGUGGAGAAGACCUAUCGUUAAAAAAGCCUCUUCACUCACCCCCUCUGAAGCCCCUUUCUCCUCCCUGUGUGGUGCUCUGCCCCAUGAUGAGUGCGCAGCCUCGGAGGAUCCGCCUAAAGCCCUGGCUGUUAGCCCAGGUGAACAGCGGGAGGUACCCUGGCCUGCAGUGGCUCAGCCCGGACCACCGGAUCUUCCAGAUCCCCUGGAGACACGCCACAAGACACCUGCCCACCUCUGAGGAAGAGAACACCAUCUUCAAGGCCUGGGCUCUGGAGACAGGGAAGUACCAGGAGGGUCUGGAUGAGCCUGACCCUGCCAAGUGGAAGGCCAACCUGCGCUGUGCCCUCAACAAGAGCCGGGAGUUCAAACUGAAAUACGACGGCACCAAGGAGACACCCGUCCAGCCCUACAAGAUCUACGAGGUCUGUGACCAGCCCUGCAACGGAGACACAGUUGAUGAAGAUGAUGAGGAGAUGCCGAAUAUUGUUGGUCUCUCCAUUGACCCCAGAAUUAGUGACCCACACAGUUUUCAGGCAUUCCCUACUGCACAUAGGAUAGACAUUCCCUUCAGCUCCCCUCUCAAUGACAUAUAUGGCACCCCCCACCACACCCCUAUGUACUCCAAUCCCAACGGGAGCAUUACCAUGGCAGCGCAUCUCCCUCAGCCAACCAUGGCUCCCCCGGAGUUUUCUGCCGACGUUCCAUUGGUGGUGAAGUUGGAACAUGGGGUCUUUGUGCACCCUGGACCCGUAGGACCCUCCAACAGCCUGGGGAUGGGUGGAGGGAGCAUGCAGCCUCCUGUGGUCACUGAGAUGUCCCCCAUGGUUCCUUCUGCUGCGUCUGUGGCUCUGGUUGCCCCUAACCCAGGUGCCGCCCCCAUGGAGGCCAUGUCAGGAGUCCAGAACCAGGAAGAAGGGCAGGCGGUGCCACCCUACAAAUAUGACCUGCUGAACAGCCUGCCAUUGACUGACCUAGACAUGAAGUUCCUGUACCGGGGUCGCAAGAUGGGCUCCCUGACGGUGAGUAACCACCAGGGCUGCCGGCUGUACUACGGCCACCUGGAGCCCACCCCGGAGCAGGUGGACCUGUUCGGCCCUGUCACCCUCAACCAAGUUCUCUUCCCUGGCUCGGCCGACAUCCAGAACGAGAAGCAGCGGUUCUACACAGAGCACCUGCUGGAUGUGAUGGACCGAGGCCUGAUCCUUGAGAUCUGGGAGCAGGAUAUAUACGCUAUCAGGUUGUGUCAGUGCAAGGUGUAUUGGUCUGGGCCGGGCAUUGACGAGCAGGGGCCACCCAACCCUAUGGAGAGGGAGAGGAAGUACAAAGUGUUCAGCCUCAAUAACUUCCUGCACGGGCUCAUCUUGUUCCAGAAGGGUGAAACUCCCACCCCACCACCGUUUGAGCUCUACUUCUGCUUCGGGGAGGACUGGCCAGACCAACGGAAACCCAAGGAGAAGAAGCUCAUCGUUGUGCAGGUGGUCCCAGUGGUGGCGCGGAUCCUAACAGAGAUGUUUUCUGGAGAUAUGUCCUGGUCCACAGACAGCAUCCGGCUGCAGAUCUCCAACCCAGACCUGAAGGACCAGACGGUGGAGCAGUUCAAGGAACUCCAGAGGCUUCUCCAGAGUCAGCAUGGCCUGGGAUCCUGAGUCAGGGGCCUCUUGCUGGGUCUUAAACAGGGCCUGUCCUGGAUCAAGGCCUCGACAACCUUAUUCAACUGCCUUUAAUGUUUUGUGUGUUGGGAUAUUAGCCUUCUUUCAACCCUGAGCCUCCCUCAAUGGAAUCUUCAUCCAGCCUAGAGCCCUGUAUCUUGGGCAGAACUACUUCUACAUCAAAAUCCAGACUGCUGUAUCCUCAAUGUCUUAAAUUAUUUUUUAGAAUUUCAAUAAAUACCAUUGCAGUAUUAUUUUUUUAAUAGUUGUAGCAGAUAUUACUCCAAGUGUCACUAAUUUCUAUCCAUUUUCCUUUUGCAACACUAACUGGCUCUCUCAAGAAUGGACAUGGAUGCUAUGGAGCCAGAAAUGUGACACACGCAAGCCAAUGUUAUUUUAAAUGAAUAUGGUAAUUUAUUCCUUGACCAAAACAACUGUCAGAGGGUGUUUAAGUCAAGGCUUUGGGUGAAAGUAUCCACUUGUACUGUCUCAUCACCCUCAGAUUCCAUAGGCAAUCUGGUCAUACAUGGACGUGAGGGUGAACCGGUCAGCAAAUUACUCACCACCCUUCUAUGGAGUUCUACACGCAUUCACUGGAAAUUUGAUUAGUGUGAAUGGGAUCGAGGAAAAGUAGGGGCUUGUGUGGAAGUGUCUCCGGAUAUAUUUCCGAGUUGCAGCUACUUAAAUGUCCAGACGAAUGCAUGUCGGCAUCUAAGUAGAAAACACCUAUAGCACUCCAAAUGCGUGUAUGUGUUGUCUGACAGACUAGUGGCUCUGCAACAAAGAACACCUUGACCAACUGGUUACUUUUAGGGGUUGAGGGAUCUGAUAUGAACAAACAUGAUACAGACAAGGGCACGUUUGUUCCUCACGGUCGUUUUUAUUGUUGUUCACAACAUGGCUACAACGCCGACGGUGUCUACCUCCAAGAAUGGACGAUGCCAGAGGUGGAAGAACAAAAAAAAAAUAUGUACUAUUUGCCAGAGUCCCACUCGACCUGUCACAACUCUCCUUCCCUGGUAAUAGAGAACAGUAAAACUCCAGCCAACAUGUUUAAAAAGGUGACGCCAAAUCUCCCAGCAUUCCCUUCAACCAUUUCCUAAAUGCCUCCACAAAGCAGUGGUGACCAUUUUGUGAAGGGCCUCGUGGGUUUGCUAUUUAUUUUUCUAUAUGGCACCGACAGCAAGACCAUGUUAAAGUUCUAAAGACACAUCCAUGAAAAUAAAUCAUUUCUCAAUUUAAAAACAUACAAGUCUUUUUUUUGAUGCAUUAUGAUUAGCAACCAGGCACAUCCUUUGUUUUUUUCCCCCUUCCCUUGUUCUUUUUGAAGAUGGAUCCUGUAGAAAUCCAACUGACGCAGAACUAAUCCCAUUUCUUUGAGUCUGUGAAUUCUCCCUCCUCGGACAUGCCGCCCUGCCCCGCCCCCUUUCAACCCUCCUGUUACUGUGGCGACAGUGAGGCAGGGGAGCGGAAGGGGGGGGGGCGUCUCUUCUCACACAGCCAAAGUCGAAGGCGCAUUUAGUUUACGGGUUCACCCUGUCACUCCAAUCCUUGCGAUGCGUCUUGAUUGGCUUUCCACAGUGCCAAAUCCCGCCCAUCUGUCCAGUAGGAGAUCCCUUUAGAUUCUCGUCUGCUGCGGUCUUCAGCCUUUUUGCCGUCACCUCUGAAUGUUCGCCAAAAUAUUUAACCUGAGGAAGAAAAACAAUGAAAUUACAGUAAGAAAUCAAUGGAGAUGUUACUGACACUUGCCAACCUAAAUUCGAUCAGAUAUUUUUUUGGAACCAUCUAAAAGACAUGAGGUGAGAUGAGUCUGCAGAUCCCAGUGGGGGGGGGCUGUUUGGGUUUCUGUGUUGAUGCCUAACCUGGUGUUCUGGCAGAGCUCUUUGGGCGUGGCUAUCGGAACAAUCUGGUGAACUCCCGGAUAGCCCAGCACACCUGCUUACACUCCUCCGCACUGGAGAGAUGGAGAAAGAGGGGGUGGCAGGAAGAGGGGGAGAGCGAGAAAAGGGCAACGUUAUUAAUGUGGUGCA
Molecule: messenger RNA, 3945 nt
Organism: Salvelinus namaycush (lake trout)
Lineage: Eukaryota; Metazoa; Chordata; Actinopteri; Salmoniformes; Salmonidae
Product: interferon regulatory factor 5-like
Exons: 9
Coding region: 350-1912 (520 amino acids)
Biological process (GO): regulation of transcription by RNA polymerase II; immune system process
Cellular component (GO): nucleus
Molecular function (GO): DNA-binding transcription factor activity, RNA polymerase II-specific; protein binding; RNA polymerase II cis-regulatory region sequence-specific DNA binding
Source: RefSeq, a predicted model, not a curated record